Messenger RNA from Hypomesus transpacificus, 3402 nucleotides. RefSeq names its product regulator of G protein signaling 1 (gene rgs1). The transcript has 7 exons. Lineage: Eukaryota; Metazoa; Chordata; Actinopteri; Osmeriformes; Osmeridae. The record is from RefSeq and is a predicted model, not a curated record. The coding region runs from base 448 to 882 and encodes 144 amino acids.
AUAUUUCUUAUAGUGUGUCUUUUGUGUAGAGGUGAUUGUUGUUUCAGCUGAAGUUCCUGGAAAACAAGAGGAUGUUCAGUUGUUCAAAACUGUAAGAAGACUCCUUUGGACUGCAUCGAAUUUCUCUAGAUACUGCAUAGUCUGCACACCAUGGAUUCGAUUCUGAGACGUUUUCUGUUGAUAGAUUCGAUGAGAGGACAUGGCAAGCAGGUGAAUGGGGGCAUCCCUUGACUACCAGGUGAGCUCACUCUGAGGUCGGAACAAGAACCAAGGGUGCCCUCUCCGGACAUUACUUUGCAUACUUAUUUCCAUGUGUUCCAUUCAGUGCAAGGAGUUUUGCUGUCUUGUUUCGAUUUGUCCAAACACUUUACUGCCUCAUCACAAAACAAUCUCAAUCUCAGCUGCACUGGCAGGAGCCAUCUCUCUAUUGAGACAAAGGACACAGAGAUGGCAAUAAAAUUGUGUUGCUUUCCCAAGGAUCCACUUGAAGAGGCUGAGACUUGGGGAGAGUCUGUAGACAAACUCCUGGAAUGUAAAUCUGGCCAGAUAGCUUUCCGUGAUUUCCUCAAGUCGGAGUACAGUGAGGAGAACAUCUUGUUUUGGAUGGCCUGUGAGGAGUACAAAAAGAUUAAGUCAGUCCCUGAGAUGAUCUCCUCUGCCAAUAGGAUCUACUCAGAGUUUGUCCAAGUGGAAGCCCCCAGACAGAUCAAUAUUGAUUGCGGGACCAGAGAAAACAUAACCAAAAACAUCUCCCAGCCCAGCCUGUCCUCCUUCGACACAGCACAGAAGCUGAUCUACAGUCUGAUGGCCAGGGACUGCUACCCACGGUUCCUCAAGUCGGACCUUUACCAGGCACUGCUGAUGAGAGCAGACUCAAGGUGACUCUCUCAAACUAUGGGCUCACCAACUGUGGUUUCUCAUCUUUUUAUCUCACAGUCUUAUCACUCAUUUAUUGUUUGUUCCACUUCAAAAUAGUAGUACAGGUAGCCAUGCCUACUGUCGAUGAGUAAUUGACUAGUCAAUGAUGGGUGAAGAGGCGUUUAACUCAAAUGUGUGAAGUACUUUAACCUUUAGAUUUCUGGAACAAUGUGACCGUUUUCAAUGCUGCAUUUAUGAACUUGCAUAUCCGUCCCCUCAGAUGAUAAGACAAUUAUUUCAACAAUAUUAUAACAUUUGGAUUUGUCACAAUUUUAAAUUCGGAAAAAUCUGGUGUCUCAUUUUAAAUAUACAUUGCAAAAUGUUACAGUUUGUUUGUUUUUCAAAGUGGCUAACCUCUGUAAUUAAUUAUAUGAUUUAAUGAACCCAAAUACAAAUAAGGGAUUCUUUAAUAAAUAAAUAAAAACACCAAUGCAUUGGACUGAAGCUUAGGGGAUGUCAGUUUGGGUUGUGCCUGUUGUAUUGAUGUGAAACAUACUGUGACCCUUACUCUCUCUUAGUUCUCUCUUAGUCCAAGGAGAAUUAGCUCCACUAACUAUCAAUUUCUCCAGCACUAGGUGGAAGCAAAGCUCUUUAAAAGACAGAGGUGCGGGAUUUCUCACAAUGCUUCUGCAUCGUGCUUUCCCCUAGUACAGUUUCCUGAAACUCCAUUGUACUGUGUGUAUUGGUCUCUGCAAGUCAUAAUAAUGGCAUUGACAGGAAAGGUGUCCUACACAACUUUUGUGUAAAACCACUAUUCCUUAUUCUAUCCUCUGCCCAAUGCCUAACCAUGAAUUACAGUUAAAGAAUGAAGUGAAAACUGCAUUUCAAAGCAAAAAUUUGACUACGCUGCACAAGAUAAUACAUUUCUCAAUAAAAAUAGAAAGACAAAUAUAUCAGCCAACAUGGUCCUGCAACAGCAAAUAAAAUUGUGCAUGCCUUAUGCAACUCAAAUGGGGAUGCAAUCUGAGCCUGAAUGCACCAAGCAAGUUACUAUGAUAUAUGAGAGGAUAGAUCUCAUCUCAUGAUAUUGUGGGCACAAACCGCCACUACCACUUAGACAGUGAAAGUGGAAGUUGGGUUGUCUUGGACAUUUUGUUCAGCUGUUUUUGUUCUUGUGGAAUAGCCAGAUGACAAUCAGAAGCAGGGGUGGCAGGGGGUGGAGUUGUGUAAACCACAACACCAAUUGGUGGAGAGUGACAUUUUUGGGACACUGAAUUAAAAAAUUAUUUCCGUAUAUCUACACAAUUUGUAUCUUUCAAGUGUACACUGUUAGUACUUGUUUAUCAGCUAUGCAAAUUAGCCUCUCAUGCACCUUUGAGAAACCAAGUUGAUUGGUGACUCACGUUAGCAGCGUCUAAGCAACAAGAGUAGAGUGUCACACAGUACAGAUGGCUAAGUGUCUCAUCACCAACAAGGAAGGUUGGGGGGGGGGGAGGGGCAAGGGGGAUUUAUGGUACUUCAACUGCAUUAUAUUUGAACUGCUCAAUCACUCCAACAGUAAAUUAUUGUUACAUGCUAUUGUACAGUUUAUUCGAAGUUAAGAAACUGUGGCUGGCAACUACUCAACAAUAAUACUGGAGGAGAAUGCUUGCCUUGUUCCGUAACAUUAGUUUGAUAAUGCCACUUUUAUGACAAAGGUUCAGGUUUGUUUUUUUGACAGUGUUUCACUACCAGAUGAAUGUGUCAGCACGUGUUCACGUUUUCCAUACACGUGCUUAGUGUUUUAGCACUUUGAAAAAAGAAUUUCAGAGCUUAAACAAAAUAAACAAAGCCACAGGUAAGCAUUUGCUUAUCUGCUGUUGAAUUUUCCAAUGUCACAUUUGCAUCCUCUGGCCUUAAUCUGUACAAGUGAUGAUGACAAGGGCUGGUUUCUGAACGCACUAGCACACAGGCGCAUUGCGCUGGUUUUAGUCCGUUAGCGUCAUAUCCAACUUCCUCUAUAUCUGCGGUUAGGUAUGCAUGAAGCGGUGACGCUAGACAGGGACCUAACAACAACCUACAUCUUGACAAUAUAAAGUCUGGUUCAGGAGCUGAAAAUCAAACACAGGCUGUGACAGUCAGCAGAGACUCAACAACACACUUAAUAUAGACACACAAAGGCAUCUACAGCACAUGCUGGUCUCCAUGCUCCUCUCUCUCCAGCAUGCCUAGUUUAGCCACCUCAACACCCCAACAGCUGCAGUCACUUAACAUGAACGGUGAAGACAAGACAAGAAAAAAGACCAGGACCUGUAUCUUGACGUCCCGGCUACAUUGCAAGUCCUCCCAGAAAGCAGUCUCCAAUGGACUUCGCCCAGAGGAACUAAUCCAGUGGUCACAGUCUUUGGAAAGACUUCUUGCAUCAAAAUAUGGCACGGUAGUAUUUAAAACCUUUCUGAAGUCAGAAUUCAGCGAUGAGAACAUUGAGUUCUGGCUUGUAUGUGAGGACUACAAAAAGAUCAAGUCUUCCUUCCGAAUGUCAUCCAAGGCCAUGAAGAUCUACAA